CUCCCGAUUAAAGUUCUGGAAAAUGUAGGAACGGGGGCUUAUGCGAUUGUUGAGAGCGUCGAAAUCGGUUCUCGACUCUACGCUCGGAAGUCGAUCGCUCUCCCACGAUACAACCAGAAUCGGAUUCGCCAAACAAUUCAAAAUGAAGUAUCUGUCAUCCGCUCGUUAGCUCAUCCUCACAUCGUCCGGGUCUACUGCACGUACGAAGAGAAGUCAAGAUUCGCCAUUGUUUUGGACCCUCUCGCCAGCUGCGAUCUGGAAGCCUAUCUAGAAUCUGCACAGCAUAGUACGCCGCAAGAUCCAGAGACAGGGCACCACAAAUUGAUUUGGAAGUGGCUUCGCUGCCUCGCCAACGCGCUUGCCUUCAUUCACUCUAAAGGCAUACGGCACAAAGAUAUCAAAACACGCAACAUCCUCAUAAAAGAUUUCGAAGUCAUCUUCGCUGACUUCGGCUCCAGCCACGCUUUCCUAGACGAAGGCACAAGUGUCACCGAAGGCCCUGCAUUUGGUCACACAUUACUGUAUUGUGCACCGGAGUGCGUGUCUUGGGAAAAGCGUAGCAGAUCGGCUGACAUCUUUUCUUUGGGCUGUGUGUACACUGAAAUGGCUACCUCACUC
Lindgomyces ingoldianus is the source of this 618-nucleotide messenger RNA. Its product is annotated as kinase-like protein. Lineage: Eukaryota; Fungi; Ascomycota; Dothideomycetes; Pleosporales; Lindgomycetaceae. Gene Ontology annotation, molecular function: protein serine/threonine kinase activity; ATP binding. The transcript has a single exon. Gene Ontology annotation, biological process: protein phosphorylation. The annotation marks the transcript as partial. Gene Ontology annotation, cellular component: cytoplasm. The record is from RefSeq and is a predicted model, not a curated record.